Molecule: messenger RNA, 1812 nt
Organism: Neoarthrinium moseri
Lineage: Eukaryota; Fungi; Ascomycota; Sordariomycetes; Amphisphaeriales; Apiosporaceae
Exons: 3
Coding region: 1-1812 (603 amino acids)
Biological process (GO): mitochondrion organization
Cellular component (GO): SAM complex
Source: RefSeq, a predicted model, not a curated record
AUGUCCGGUAGUGAUCCUCACGGCGGCGGCUUUCCAGCGGCGCGGAAACAGGCUCUUCUCUUCAUCCGAACCGCCCAACCGGGCAAGAGUCAUCGCGAGUUCCUUGUCGAAACACGGCCACGCAUCUCGGUUACGGAUCUCGUGACAAGCGUGAAGCCAACCAAACCAACCAGCCUGCCUGCCAGCCAGGCCGACAACUAUAUUCCCUACCUGGCUUCUGACUCCUUCUUGGGCCCUCCUUCACCUGCCGCGCCGUUGGGAGCCUUGCCUGCUUCGGAUAACCGUUUUCGUCAAAAGUUUAACGGCUCGGAAACGUCCUGCCCGCCAUCACGAUUCCGCCCUCGCAGCGUUCCCGCCAUUCCACGUGCCUCUUAUCCCCGGCGGAAUAGCAGCCUUCCCAUCCCCUACGAGUCUGCUACCCCAUCGUCGGCCAUGGUGUUCGAACUUCACGUCUGGGGACAGGCCUUCGGGUUGCCCUCCAUCGAACCCGAAUGCCUCGCAGCCCUCUCGUAUCUCGGCUUUGCCGUCCCCCGUGGUGAUUGGACCCUGAUCGCCAGCAAUGACGUCUCCGUCACCCCUGAUCACAUCCUUCCUGCACUUCAUCACAAUGGUACUUGGACUUCGGGGUACCUGAACAUAGUAUCAUAUCUCGCUCAGCAUCAUGGGAUUUCGAUCGGCGAGAAUGUCUCUUCGACCCAGCAGGCUGAUACACUAGCCUACGCCUCUUACCUAUCCUCGCGAGGGGCAGCACUCGUCGCAUUCUCGCUUUAUGUUUCACCGAGCGCUUGGGCGGACUUGACCCGGCCUGCAUACUCGUCUAUCCUUCCAUUCCCACUGACGUGGACGGUACCGCUCAAGAUCCGCGCAUCCGCCAUCGCCAAGACGGAGCAUCUGGGCCUUGACCACCUGGCUGCCGAUGUCGACCCCGAGGAUGGGUCCUCGGAGUCCAAGACGACGGCUCCGGUCACUGCUACGGGGUUCCUCCGGCUGCCGCUCAGGCCCACAGUAAGUAGCACAAUGCAGCCGGAGCAGGUCGCCGCUAUACGACUCCAGAGCCUGACUGAGGAUUUCCUCUCGGUCCUUGACGAGUUGCGUGGCUCGCGCCACUAUUUCUUUGGAGACAAGCCGUCAGCCCUUGACUUCCUAGCCUACGGUUAUCUACGGUUAUUACGUGUCCGCACCCCUCAUCCUUUCAUGGAGAAGUGCAUGAAGAGAAGCCAAGCAGGACAACGUCUGCUGCAGUUCCUGGACCUGAUGCACAAUACUCAGGUAAUUCGGUGGCAGGAAGAGAACCUCGCUGAGACCUUGCCAUGGGCAGAGCCAGCUCCCCGGGGCGUGGUUGGUACGCUGGGACAAUUUACGAAUGACGUCCUGGAGAAUACUCCGGGCGUGGGCGACACCUGGAAGACGUGGUGUGGCGAGGGCGUCAAGAGUGAGGACCAGGGACGCGACCCAAUGCAGGUUGCCAUUGCGGUGGGCGGGGCGGUAGUAGCCCUCGUCGCCGUUGGAGGCGCCUUGGUCUUCCGCUCCCUCCCACCGUUUGGUGCGACUACACAGUACUUUGAAGCACCGCGUCGAAAGACCGGCCUGCAUCAGUUCGGCGCCAUCGGGGCCAUGUUUGAUGACCUUCCUGGCUUUGACGCCACCCCGCGCCCAUCCCAUGGCCAGAGGGAUACAGUGUACCAGGGCGAUCACGUAGAAGUAGCGGUCGACGUCGAGCCUGAGGGCUCUGGCAUCGAGCCGCCUCACGACGGGAACAUUGCCGAGGUUGGUGUUGGCAUGCAGGCAGGCGAUAAGUCAGGGCGGGUGUGA